UUCCAUGAACCCCAAACAUGAUGCUGACGUCGAUCACAGCUUAUCUUUAAUCCAACUUACUUCAUGACCAGGACCCUCAUAUGCAAUGCAAAUUCUCGCGCCAUUACUCCUGUGUGGACAUUUUAUAUGCGUACUAUGUCGUAUGAAUAGCCAACGGCUGGGCCGGAGGGGCAGGAGCUCAGGAUGAAAUUAAAUCUGCGAUAUUCUGUAUUCAUAUUGCUGUGUAGGUGACUGCGUGGGACAUAGGCAGUUAUACAACGUUUGAACGACAACAUAGACGCAACAAGAUGGUACAGAACUUCGACAAAAUCUUCAACUCAAUCGGACAGUGCGGCCGGUACCAGAUCUUUCUCUACUUUCUGCUAGGUCUGGUUGCGUUUAUAUCGGGCUGGCUGAAUUUGGUGAUAAUUUUCGUAGCUGGGAACCAGGACCAUUGGUGCCGGAUCCCCGAACUUGCAAAUUACAGUUUCGCUGACCAGAAAACCAUAGCAAUACCCGCGAUAGUUGGAGGAAGCUACAGCCAUUGUAAGAAGUAUGAUUUCAACUAUACGGUAUAUUCUGUGGAGGAAAUUUUGUCUUGGAACCGGAGUUCUGGAAAUGAGGUAAUCAACAGUACGGAUGUGGUAGAGUGCGGUAAAGAUGGAUGGACUUAUGAUACGACUUGGUGGCUGUCGACAAUCGUGGAACAGUUUGACCUUGUUUGCAAGAGAGAAUGGAUAGUUGCUAUUACAACCACUGUCUUUAUGACAGGAAUGCUGGUGGGAUGUGUCGGAUUCGGAGCAUUAGCUGACAAAUUCGGUCGACAUAAAGUGCUUUUACUGAACUUAGCACUUCACUUUGCCUUCGGUUUGGCGGCGGCUUUCUCCCCCAACGUGCUGAUAUUCGCCAUGCUACGCUUCCUGUGCGGAAUGGCGGCCGGAGGAGGGUACACGACCGCUUUCGUCCUCAUCAUGGAACUGAAUGGGCCAAAACAUCGCACAAAGCUAGGAAUCUGGGUGCAAGGAUUUUUCGGACUCGGAUUCACGACUCUGCCCGGCCUCGCCUACUUCAUCCGGAAUCACGUGACCUUGCAGAUCGUCAUCGCAAGUCCUUGCCUUCUCCUUCUGUCGUACUAUUGGUUAAUCCCCGAAUCCCCGCGAUGGCUGAUGACCCAAGGGAGAUAUGAGGAGGCGGAGCGUAUCGCGCGAAAGUUCGCGCGUCUCAACAGGCGUAGCGUCAGCAAGAAGAUCAAACUCACUGAAGGCACAAUGAUCUCGGACGAUAAUAAGAAGGACAAAGACAAAGACACCGCCAACAUUCUUGACCUUCUGCGGACGCCGAACAUAAGGAGGCAAACAUUCUGUGUAGUGUUCAUUUGGCUUGUAAACAGUCUGGUCUACUACGGCCUCUCAUUCAGCUCAGGCAGUUUCGGCGACAACAUCUACCUCAAUAUCUUUCUGGGGGGCCUGGUGGAACUCCCGGCCUACGUAGUCACCAUGCUCCUUCUCGAUCGAUUUGGUCGUCGGGUGAUUCUAAUUUCAUUCAUGGUCGCUGGCGGCGCUGCGUGUCUUGGGUGUAUGCCGCUGCUCCCGCAUAAAACUUCUCCGGUACUUUUGUCGAUCGCUAUGUUUGGGAAGUUCUGCAUCUCCGCAUCUUUUGCCAUCAUUUACCUCUGGACGGCUGAGAUCUAUCCCACAGUGGUCAGGACGGUGGGCGUCGGCAGCGGCUCAAUGGCGGCCAGGUUUGGAGGACUACUAGCGCCACAGGUGGCUCUGCUGGUUAAAGUGUGGGAGCCCCUGCCCACCCUCCUUUUCGGGAUUCUGUCUAUCAUGGCGGGACUUCUAGCCUUACUACUGCCAGAGACAUUAAAUAGACAACUGCCAGAGACACUGGAAGAAGGGGAGAAACUUGGAAGGAUUUCUUCCCUAAGUGAUACUUCGGAUAAGAUCAUGAUGAAGGCGUCGCCGCCUAGCAAAACUAGUCUAGACGAGGAGGAGGGGGAGAUGGUGCCGGAGAAUCGGAUCAUGGGCGAGCUUCCUUCAUAAUGAAAAAGCUUUAGACUGCAUAAUAUCCAUAACAAUAGUUGCUGUAUUAUGAUAAUACUCCAAAAAUGAUAGCUUUUGAUAGACGUAUUGGUCAGGAGGAGAAGCGCGCCGAGUAUGCCCGUAAAAAGAAAGCGUCACUGGGCAACAGUAGUCAAGACUUGUUACCUAGCAACAGCGAUCAAUCACUCAUGCAAGGAAGUAGACUGGGGAGGAGUUUCCUCUCAGAAAGAAUUAUUGUGCUUAUUGUAUGAUGGACCUGGUAGGGCUAGACUCAUAUGCGCAUGCGCUUUUCAACGACGAUUCUCGGAAUAUAGGGUGCACUCUAGUGGUAAGAUUCCAAUGCUUUAACCAGGUAAUUAGGCGACCUGAUCUUCAAACCGCAAAGUUGACCAUGAUAAUUACAUAGUUUGGGGGUCUAUAGUACUAGUUUAGGGAGUCAUAUUGGACCACUUUCUACUGGUGAAAAGACUUUUCGGACCCCUGAGACCACAUUAUUUUGGCUAUUGAAAAGAAACUUUAAAGUUAUUCAUUACCAGCUAUUGUGGGCCUAGCCAAUUAAGCCAAUUAGUGCACCUGCUUAAUUGGUCCUGGCAAGCCUAAUGGAAAAUGCAUAGGAAAUAUCAAUAAAGUUGGCUUUUUGGGCGGGGUGUUAAAAUAAUCCCAACUCCCGACUUCUGACACAAUUCUAUAUAUGUCUAGGUAUUUACUGGCAAAAUUUGGAGUGAUUUGGAUGGAAAUUCGAUGGGCUGAAAAUUUUGGUAAAUCUGUAUAUGCUUCACUCGCAGCCCGUAGUGUAAAUUCCUGAGAAAUUGGGUUUUGGGGGCUUUUCUAGCUGCGCUAGCUCCGAAACUAUACAUUUGAUACAAACUCCCGACUUCAGACGUGAUUGAUAUAACUCUUAGGAUUAUAUUCCCAAGAUUUCAGCUUUAUUGGAGAAAAAUUCAUAGUGCCCAUAGGGGGGCUGAAAAUUGGAGGAUUUUCAAUUUUUUUCCCAACAAAUAUAUGCGAAAAAUAUUACUUUCCACCUAGAAUUAAUCAAAAUUUCGCAAACGAUCAUAAAGUACUUCCUUGCGACAAUCAUUUGUGUAGCUUUCAAAACUUUUGGCUGAUUUAUUUGCCCCUUAAUUAGCAAAAACCAACAUUUUAGUGUUUGCAUGCAACAAUGCACAGGAGGCUAAUUGCCAAUGCCAGAUUAAUUCACACCUGUCCAAUCUCAAACAACAGGAAUGAUGGAGUCUCCCUCUAUUCAAAACAGAGUGUGCUAGGCCUGCCAUAGCUGGUAAUGUGCCUUUUAUACAAAAGGAAUUCAUAAUUCACAUCAUAUUGAUGUAUAUGACCAUUUGAAAACUUAUUAUUAUCAUUUGUAUGUAUUAAACCUAGCUGUUUUUCAGUAGAUACAGGCGUGAAGGCAAUAUAAUCACCUAUGCACAUGUUUCACACGUCCAGGUGUGUACAGUGAAUAUAUUAUCUACAUAAACAUCAUAAUAACAAUACAGCUGUAUAUCACAAGUUAAAAAUGUAGAUAUAUUUGUGUUAAAAUGAAAGGCCAA
Messenger RNA from Lineus longissimus, 3574 nucleotides. Its product is annotated as organic cation transporter protein-like. The coding region runs from base 288 to 2024 and encodes 578 amino acids. Gene Ontology annotation, biological process: transmembrane transport. Gene Ontology annotation, molecular function: transmembrane transporter activity. Gene Ontology annotation, cellular component: membrane. The transcript has 11 exons. NCBI's taxonomy places the organism in Eukaryota, Metazoa, Nemertea, Pilidiophora, Heteronemertea, Lineidae. The record is from RefSeq and is a predicted model, not a curated record.